CUUGGGUUCUUGGCCUGUUCGUCUGCAAGGCCAUGUCAUACCUUCAAGGAGUGAGUGUAUCAGCAAGUAUCAACACUCUGGUGGCCAUAUCUGUGGAUAGGGCCAUGGCCAUCUGUUACCCAAUGAAAUGCCAGAUCACUUCCCGCACCUGUAGGAGUAUUAUUGUGGUUAUCUGGGUAUUCUCCCUCACCAUUACUCUCCCAUGGGCUAUAUUCUUCAAUUUGGAGCCCAUACCGGAGACCGAUCUUCAUGUGUGUACAGACAGGUGGCCAGAUGAACAGAGUGGUAACCUGUACUUCGUGUUGGCUAAUCUUAUUAUGUGUUACCUCUUGCCUCUCACUGCCAUCUCUGUCUGCUACAUUCUCAUCUGGCGAAAGGUGUGGCGUCGCAAGCUUCCAGGAGAGCAACAGGACGUAGGUGUGGCUAUGAUGAUGCAGAGAUCUAAGAUAAAGGUCAUCAAGAUGCUGUUGGUUGUGGUCAUCUUGUUCGCUUUAUCCUGGUUGCCUCUGUACGCCAUCUUUGCCAGGCUUAAGCUGGGUGUAGCGCCAACAGAAAUGGAGAACCACAUCAUUCACAUAUUGGCGCCUAUUGCCCAGUGGCUUGGCGCCUCUAACUCCUGCAUCAACCCUGUGCUGUACGCCUUCUUUAAUGACAAGUUCCGUUCUGGUUUUAAGGCCAUCCUCGUGUCAAGGUCGUGCUGUUCGCCUCUCCGCCUCGACUCUAACUGCAAGAACUAUCACUCAUCUGUCAGGGCUCAUAACCUGUGUUCUCUUGAGUCUAAAGCUUCGUCUGAGUUCUCAAUCUAUUCAAGCAGUUCUGGAUCAGCUGAGACGAGGAGGAAGAGUGUGUUGGUGCAGAUCCCACUAGACAGCCACUCUCCGCGCACCACCGUCACCACAACAACAUCAGCCUCGGAGAAGAAGCGAUCAGUUGUAUCACAGCGAACAAGGCGCUCAAUGGUACUCUACCGACAGUGUAUCAUUAAUAAUUUUACUAACGGCGCUGCUUCUACUACUGCUACUACUACUACUACUACUACUACUACUGCUGCUGCUACGUCUACUUCCACUCCUUCGUCAUCAUCAACUAGCUCCUUCUCAACCACGACGCAAGUUAACGGCUCCACCACUCUUGUUUAAGAAGUGUUCAAUCUCCAACAUUAUCUUCAACAUUAUCUCCAACACUACCAUUAUCGCCUCUUUCGUCCUUCUCCACCACCACCAUAACCACAAUUACCACCAAUAUCACCAAAUAUAUAUCUAAGCACCAACAGACCCCAGUCCUAAUAGACCCCAGUCCUAAUAGACCCCAGUCCUAAUAGACCCCAGUCCUUAAAGAUCCUAUACAUAAUAGACCACAGUUCUAAUAGACCCCAAUAUAUUGAUGCCUGGGGCUAAUUUCACCAGUUAAACACACAAUUGUCAAGGUAUUAGCCCCAUACAUGAAAACACUGACAUUUAGCAUAGUUAGCCCUUGAAAUUAGAAGAAAACGGAGCAAAUUGUCGCACAAACUAUACUAAAUGUUUUGGUAUUUGUUAAGGAAGACUAGAGGUGGUUGGGGAGACUAAUUACCUGUUGGGGAGGUUAUUUAAUGUUUGAGGAGGAUAUUUAAUGCUUGGAGAGGAUAAUUACUAGUUGGGGAGGACAUUUAAUGACUGGGGAAGAGAAUUAAUGGUCGGGGAAGAGUGGAGGCUGGUACAGUGGAGCCCACAGUUUUUUCACCUAAAGAAUAACCGAACCCUACCCCACCCCACCCCACCCCACCCCACCCCACCCCAAAUAGCAUCAGGGUGUCUAAUUUUCAGGUGAAAUAAGAUUGUGUAGCCUUGGUAGAGAGAGACUUUGAUCUAUGUAUAACACCAAAAUAUAUGUAAUAAAUCAAUGUAUCUUAUAUAUGUAUACUUAAAAAUAUAUUAUACCAUCACACACACAUAACAUAACCAUGAUAUAAUCUUAAACCUUUAAUUCUAGCUUAUAUAACCCGUAUAUAUAUAUGACUAUGUUUAUAGGUAAAUAAUAAAAAAAAUUGAUAUGAGAAACAUGAUAUCAACUUAAUCCUAUCAUGUAGACUGAUAAGACAUGAUAUCUACCUUCUCGGUGUGAUAUAUUAGACAUGAUAUACUGAACAGCAUUGAUGAUCAUGUUAUCUGCUAAAUUAUAUCAUGUUGACUCAAUCUUGUUAUCAUGUUAUAUUGUUAUCAUGUUAAGUAAAGUUAGGGGGAACUUUACUAAAUAAGGUAACGAGAAUUAUAUGUAUAUUAAUGUAUUUUUUUGUGUAUAUGUGUACAUGUAUACAUAUAGGAACGUGUAUGUGUGUGUGUAUAUCUAUGUAUACCAAAAAGGCUUUACUUGUGAUGAAUAACAAUGUAUAAAAUGUG
This is a messenger RNA of Homarus americanus (American lobster), 2378 nucleotides long. Its product is annotated as neuropeptide SIFamide receptor-like. NCBI's taxonomy places the organism in Eukaryota, Metazoa, Arthropoda, Malacostraca, Decapoda, Nephropidae. Gene Ontology annotation, biological process: G protein-coupled receptor signaling pathway. Gene Ontology annotation, molecular function: peptide binding; neuropeptide Y receptor activity. Gene Ontology annotation, cellular component: membrane. The record is from RefSeq and is a predicted model, not a curated record.